AUGGAUAAAUGCCUUCGGAGCAGACAUUCUGAGAGGAUGAGAGCGUGUUUUCCGAGCGAUGUUGCGAAUCAAAAACUUAACAAGUACGACUCUUCCGAUUACGAGCGCAAAAUUAUUCCCACCGACAUGACUGCCCAAAACGUGCCUAGCGAGACUCAUGUCAUCAUCAUUGGUGCAGGCAUCACCGGUCUUGUCCUAGCGCAGGCACUCAAGAAAGAGGGUAUUCGUUAUUCCAUUUUCGAGAAGGACGAAUCGCUCAACGUGCGUAGCAAUGAGUGGACUAUGGCCAUUCAUUGGGCCCUUGAGAGGCUCGAGACUCUCUUGCCGCCAGAAGCGUAUGCAAACAUGGAAAAGGCUUCAUGCAAUCCUGCCGUACCCAUCAAUGCGGGUGGUAACUAUCCCAUCAUACACGCAGAGACUGGAAACAUAAUUGCUGGAGUUCCGUACAAGAGAGGCCUGAGGGUCCCUCGAAGUAAGAUGCGAGCACUGUGUGGUGAAGGGAUUGACGUCCAGUAUGGCAAACACGUACAAGACAUCAAUUUCGGAGCGGACGGGCAAGGUGUGGCCGUCAAGUUCCAGGACGGCACAGAGGUAUCAGGUACCAUAGUUGUUGGUGCAGACGGCACUCGAUCUCGUUGCCGCGAAGUCGCACUGAACUCUGCGGAAAAGGCCGCAACCACGCCGUUUCCGAUCUGGCACAUGAACCUGACUGUAUGCUACGGCGAUGCCGAAAAAGCGCGUUACGUGCGAUCUGAGUUCCCCACCAGCUUUCUGGCACUCAGUGAGCGCUCUUUCCACGCUUUCCAGUCCAUCUCCAGCAUGCCAGACGGCCCAGACCAUCCGGAGAGUUGGGUGUUUCAUUUGGCAAUGGCGUGGCGAGGAGAAGCGAGACACGACCUUAGCUAUGCAGAACGCCUAGCUAUCAUUAAGGAGAAGGCUGAUGGGCUCGCUGAGCCUGCACGUUCCUCCUUCAAGUGGAUUCCAGAUGGCACACAGGUCCACAAGGCCGACAUCAGCUACUGGGUUACCGAGCCCUGGGAUAAUCACCAGGGACGUCUCACUCUUGUGGGCGAUGCAGCGCAUCCAAUGCCACCAUACCGCGGCCAGGGACUCAACCAUUGUAUUGCUGACAUCUUUGAACUCGUGGGCAACAUUAAAAAAGCCGCUUCGGGCGAGUCGACCUGGGACGCUACAAUUUCAGCUUACGAGGCAGAAAUGAUUCCGCGUGGCGCUGAAGAGGUGAAAUGCUCCAUUGAGAAUGGAAUUAUGCUCCACGAUUGGGAGAAAGUAAAGCAAAGUCCAGUCUUUACCGCUGGUUUCAAGCCAAUGAAGGGUCAUGAUACAUGGGAGACAAACAAGGACCACGAAGAAAACCAGAAAAAAGCUGAAGCGGCUCGCGGGAUGAGAAAUAAUGUGGUUACCACUACAUAG
Parastagonospora nodorum SN15 is the source of this 1431-nucleotide messenger RNA. RefSeq lists its product as hypothetical. NCBI's taxonomy places the organism in Eukaryota, Fungi, Ascomycota, Dothideomycetes, Pleosporales, Phaeosphaeriaceae. The coding region runs from base 1 to 1431 and encodes 476 amino acids. The transcript has 4 exons. The record is from RefSeq and is a predicted model, not a curated record. Gene Ontology annotation, molecular function: FAD binding.